Molecule: messenger RNA, 2656 nt
Organism: Lates calcarifer (barramundi perch)
Lineage: Eukaryota; Metazoa; Chordata; Actinopteri; Centropomidae
Gene: mmp17b
Product: matrix metallopeptidase 17b
Exons: 11
Coding region: 99-1973 (624 amino acids)
Biological process (GO): proteolysis; extracellular matrix organization; collagen catabolic process
Cellular component (GO): extracellular matrix
Molecular function (GO): zinc ion binding; metalloendopeptidase activity
Source: RefSeq, a predicted model, not a curated record
GGGAUGAAAAGUCAUCUCAGACUCCAGUGGACUUACCUGAACUGAGGGCACUGAAGAUUUCUGUUAAGAGUUAUUUCACACAAAAACAUGUAGCCAAGAUGAGGAUGUGGAUUAUUUUCGUCUGCCUGAGUAAUGGAUGGAUGCUGACACCCUCUAAUGCUGGUGUAACCCCGACACCCACGUCUGCACAAGUGGUACCCACUGAAGAUGAGAGCAGCCAACUGGUGGAUUGGUUGAUGAAGUAUGGCUACCUUCCACCCUCAGACCCCUCCACUGGGCAGCUACAGGCCUGGACAGCUGUAACUAAUGCUGUCAGAGCCAUGCAGAGAUUUGCGGGCCUCAGAGACACAGGAGUUGUAGAUGAGGACACGAUAGCGUUGAUGAACAGUCCACGCUGCUCCCUGCCUGACCAGGAGGAACCAUACAAACCACUGUCCAACCAAGAAAGAAGAAGCAUGAGAAGGAGGAGGAAAAGGGCUAUAUCCAUGUGGACACGCAGGAACAUCAACUGGAGGUUGCAUUCAUAUCCAUCCUCAUCCCAUCUGUCCCGGGAAACAAUUCGCUCACUGGUCUUCUAUGCUUUAAGAGUGUGGGCGGAACCAACGCCCCUGGAAUUCCAUGAGGUGAGCAAUACUGAGGCAGCUGACCUGCAGGUGGAUUUCCUCCACGGUUACCACGGCGAUGGCUAUCCCUUUGAUGGGGCAGGCGGUGCAGUUGGCCAUGCUUUCUUCCCAUCAGACCCUGCUCGGGCAGGAGGAGUUCACUUGGAUGCAGAGGAGGAGUGGGCCUUCAGACAGCCAGCCUCUGAGGGUACUGACCUGUUCACAGUACUGGUCCAUGAGUUUGGACAUGCUCUAGGGCUAGCUCACUCAUCAUCCCGUCACUCAGUGAUGAGACCAUACUACCAGGGUCCUGCUGGAGACCCCCUCGACUACCGCCUGGGAGCCCAUGAUCUGGAGCACAUCACCCAGCUAUAUGGUAAAAGGAGCCAGCUGCUGGCUACUGAUGCUGUCCGCCUUGGCCCAGAGCCUCAACUGCACCACAGAGCCCACCACCACCUUCAUCACAGAUAUGGCUCCUUCAUAGAUCGCUGUAACACCAGUUUUGAUGUUGUGGCAAGGAUAAGAGGAGAGAUUUUCUUUUUCAAAGGUCUGACAAUGUGGCGAGUCAAUGGUGCAGGGUUGGUGUCCAGUCGUGGGGCUUCAGUGAGGAGGCUGUGGAGGGGUCUACCUCCUGACUUGACUCAUCUUCAUGCUGUGCUGGAGAGAAAGUCAGAUAAUGCCAUCAUCUUUAUCAGUGGUUCCCGUUUCUGGCUGUUCAGGGACCUGUCCCUACAGGAUGGCUACCCUCAGCCCCUCUCUGCUCUUGGGAUGGCGGUGAGCUUGGCUGUAGCAGAUGUUGAUGAUGAUGAUCACGAGGAGGAGGCAGCAGCAGGGAGGUGGGGCCUGGUCUGGGACCCAGAGGAAGGUCCUGUGUGGGGGAACAUGAGAGACGCAGAGGAAGACAAACAAGAGGACACGUGGACUCAGCUGCUGAGAGAGGGAGUCAGUGGCAUCACCACAGACAGCAAUGGCUCCAUCUAUCUCUUCAAAGGAGACUCCUACUGGAAGUUCAUGUUUCCAGGCUCCUUACCGCAGAACGGAUACCCACGAUCCUCGGCUGCAGACUGGCUGGACUGCCCUGACUCCACCUCAUCCUUACCUGAAGUGGAUGACCUCCUCUUGACUCUGUCUCCAUCUGCAGGAAGACAGGAGCUCAGGGAGAGAUGGAGGGGGGUGAAGGAGGAGGAGGAAGCAGGAGGGAGGAGGAAGGAGCAUGGGAGGGGCAGACAUGGAAAUACAUUUAAAGACAGACAAGACAGUGGUUCACACAUCUGGACACAAUGCACUUGCCAAAAUGGAGCACUGUGUGAGGGGACAACAUCUCUUAUUGCUGCCUUGCUAUUGGGCACAUGGAUACUUUUGGCUGUUUAAAGCUACACAAGUCAAUAAUUCAGCUGCCUUCUCAGGAGGAGAGCAUCCUAUCCACAUACAUUCACCAAGUGCAGUCAUUAUACUAGCCCUUUAAAGACAUAGCUCAACUCCAAGGGUGGGAUGAGAAGACUGAUAAUAAUUAUCAUAUCUGUGUGUUGAGUACAGAGCUGGAGUCAGGGCCUGGCAUAAAGAAAGGAAGCGGAGGGAAACAGCUAACAUGCUAUUUUUUUUUUUAAAGUUAAAUGGGAGUUACAUGAAAAACUGUUUACCCCACAGGUAUAGUUUAGUCACUAUGCAAUCACAAUGGUACAAAACCUGGCAACCUCACUGUGAUAAGAGUCCAAAUGCAGUAAUUCCUCCUGAAACCACCAAUAGUAGUAUUUAUAUUUCAGAGUAAACAAAUGAGAUACAAUGUGGUAAUUAGACAGCUGACUAAAGAGAUAUUAAUGAAUGUGUCCUGACUCCAGCUCUGAACUGUAAGAAAUUCAAGGUAGAUGGUUAAGAAGUUGCUCUGCAGCAUAUAUAUGGAUAUGAAAAUAUGUGCUACUUAAUCUUUGUAAAAUUUUGUCCAGUGGCAGCUUAUAUCACAUAUCUUUAUUCAUUAUGUGCUUGCUUGUUUUAUAUCAGUGAUUUCUUUUUGUCUAACUGUAAAAUGUCAGUCCAUAAUAAAGUAGUAACAUCAA